Prunus armeniaca (apricot) is the source of this 648-nucleotide messenger RNA. The record is from the annotation of a GenBank genome assembly. NCBI's taxonomy places the organism in Eukaryota, Viridiplantae, Streptophyta, Magnoliopsida, Rosales, Rosaceae.
AUGUUAACGAAGAAAACCAACCGCCGAAAUUUUUUACUAGGAAGCGGUGGAUGGCUUGAAGUUAACGAGCUAACAUGGUUGGCAAGAUCAGCAAAUGGAACCCAAAAGGAGCUCUGGAUCAUGGAGAAGAAGGCUCUGUUUGUAGCUUUAUCAGUAUAUGUUGCAGGGGCAUUAGGUGCUUUGCUUCUGAAGAAUUGGAGGAAGGCUGACAGUGAAAAUGAUUUCGUGGUGCUUUCAAGUUAUUUUCCAGAGGAUCCCAUUUUGGAUGCCUUGAAAUCUUAUGGUGGUUUGGUGUUGGAUGGUUUUCUGUUGCCUCAAAUUCUUCUCAACAUGUUCUGCAAAUCAAAGGAAAAGGCUUUGUCUGUUUCAUUCUACAUUGGAACAACUUUCGUUCGAGCAAUGCCACAUGCAUAUGAUCUUUACAGGGCUCAAAACUCUGCUCAUCACCAGUUGCAUGAGUCAUACCUUUAUGCAAGUCCUGUGGCAGACUUUUUCUCCACUGCUUGGGAUGUCAUUAUUCCUUUUGGGGGUUUACUUUUGGCUGGGAUCAUUUACUUGCAGCAGAAGUUUGGGGGUCUUUGCAUUCUUCCUCAAAAGUUGAGAGAGUUGGGUGAAUAUGAGAAGGUCUCUACUGUUACUGAAGGUUAA